GGGCUAGACUCUCUCUUUAAGCAGAGGGGCGGUACCCAGUGGCGAUGGCGGCGCGUUUCGCGGUCCCCGGGUGCCGUCGGCGCUGGUAACCAAGGCGACGCGGCGGCGUUGGGCCCAGCAAAGGCGGCGUGCCUCCACGUUAGUACGGGAGCUCAACGUUGUACGAACACCAUGACUUCUGUAAUGGGGGACCCAACAUUAGAACAGCAUUUUAAAGGCCAUCGUGACGCCAUCACAAGUAUCGACUUUAACUCUAACAUGAAACAGUUAGCAACUGGGUCUAUGGAUUCGUGUGUCAUGAUUUGGAAUUUGAAGCCACAGCUGAGAGCGUAUCGAUUUGUUGGUCACAAAGAUGCAGUCCUUUCAGUUCAGUUCUCGCCCUCUGGUCAUUUAUUGGCUUCUGCUUCACGAGAUAAAACAGUGCGCCUCUGGGUUCCCAGUGUGAAGGGUGAAUCAACAGUAUUAAAAGCUCAUACAGGCACCAUACGAAGUGUUCAGUUCUCCAGAGAUGGACAGUCACUGGUUACUGCUUCUGAUGACAAAACAAUCAAAGUUUGGACAGUUCAUCGACAGAAGUUUCUUUUUUCUUUAAGCCAGCACAUAAAUUGGGUUCGAUGUGCCAAGUUUUCUCCAGAUGGACGACUCAUUGUUUCUGCUAGUGAUGAUAAAACUAUUAAAAUAUGGGACAAAGCUACUAGGGAAUGUAUACAUUCAUUUUAUGAACAUGGAGGGUUUGUUAACUAUGUAGAUUUUCACCCCAAUGGAACCUGUAUUGCAGCAGCAGGGACAGACAAUACUGUGAAACUUUGGGAUAUUCGUAUGAAUAAACUUCUGCAACAUUAUCGAGUGCAUAGUGCUGUGGUAAACUGCCUCUCAUUUCAUCCAACUGGAAAUUAUCUUAUCACUGCAUCAAAUGAUUCAACACUGAAGAUACUUGAUUUAUUGGAGGGAAAGUUAUUGUACACUCUCCAUGGUCAUCAGGGUCCAGCUACCUGUGUAGUUUUUUCCAAUGCCGGGGACUUCUUUGCUUCGGGUGGCUCAGAUGAACAGGUUAUGUUAUGGAAGACUAAUUUUAAUGUUACAGAUUGUGAGGAAAAAUUUAAAAAUCACUCUUUGCCUGUUAAUUGUGUGGAAAAGGAGCCAAGCUUUUCUUCUCAGUCGCCAGAACAUGCGUCAACAUCACAUGCUGCAAAGCUUUUGAAGACGGACUUAUCAGAUGUUGGAUCAAACAACCUAAGUCAACAAAAUAAUAACUCAAGCAAUAUUUUGGCAUCAGAGUCAAAACCAGCUGUUCCCUUAGACCAGCCUCAUCCUCAAGAAGUGACUGGCAUCCCAUCUGUCCUUGCAAGCACUCUGGAGCACAUAGUCGGCCAGCUGGAUGUUCUUACCCAGACAGUGACAAUCCUGGAACAGCGACUUACAUUGACAGAAGACAAGCUACGUGAAUAUCUUGACAAUCAGCAGAAGUCUUGACUACUUUCAGGUGACUGAAGACAGAUGAAAAUGGAAUUGAGAGACCUUAAAUUGCAGGCAUGCUUAAUGUGUAUAAAACCAGCAAUCACCAACCCAAGUUUGUAAAAUAGUUCAUCCUCCUCUGAUAUUGUUCAAUAAUAAUUACAAUGGCAGUUAAAGCUGUGAGAUGUAUAGUAUAGCUUUUGUAUUUUGUUAUACCCUCUGCAUGAGUUAGUAUUUCUUAAACCUAGUAUAUAAUUUUGUUUCAACACAAAACUGUCCCAUAUAUAUUCACAUAUCAUACAUUCAAUAAAACUCUUUGAGUAACUUAAUGGUUUAAGUAUUAUUUUUCUCAAACAGAAUGUAAUUGUUGAGUUGUUUUAUUUGGAUAUCAAUUGAACAGGUGCUUCACAGGCAUGCUUUAUUUUGAAGAGCAGAUCAGGAAUUUUGCUAGAGUACUUUGGUUUUCAUGCAGUAUCACAAAAUCAAUUGGAAGAAAAAUGUUUUCUUGGUGAAUUGAAGUGAAAUAUAUAAUUUUUUAAACAACAGAGCUUACAUAUACCAAAUAAAUAAAAUCUUGAACAAAAACCUUUCAAUAAGAUUUGACGUGUCAGUUGCAGUUAUACAUGUUCUGUAUCCAUAUGUUAACAAUUGGCAAAUAUACAAGGACUUUAUUUUUCAUAUGAAAUCUGCAAUAAUUUAUAAUUGAAAUAUAGUUAACAUAUAAAUGAACAGUUUCUGAGCUGUAUACUAUUUAAAUAAUGAGAAGAGUGGGAUUUAUAUUUCUUUAUUAAAAAUAUUACCUCUA
Hypanus sabinus (Atlantic stingray) is the source of this 2260-nucleotide messenger RNA. Its product is annotated as POC1 centriolar protein homolog A-like. Gene Ontology annotation, molecular function: protein binding. Gene Ontology annotation, biological process: cilium assembly. NCBI's taxonomy places the organism in Eukaryota, Metazoa, Chordata, Chondrichthyes, Myliobatiformes, Dasyatidae. The record is from RefSeq and is a predicted model, not a curated record. Bases 172 to 1473 code for a protein of 433 amino acids. The transcript has 11 exons. Gene Ontology annotation, cellular component: ciliary basal body; centriole.